This is a messenger RNA of Corylus avellana, 861 nucleotides long. The record is from RefSeq and is a predicted model, not a curated record. Lineage: Eukaryota; Viridiplantae; Streptophyta; Magnoliopsida; Fagales; Betulaceae.
AUGGCUUUCUUAAUUGAGAAUGGGGAAAAUUACUCUGCUACUGAAGAUCUAAUGCAAUACACCAACUUACCUUUUACCGACCGAGUAAUGAGAUUCCCCAUGCCUGGUAAUUUUAAGGUUCCUCGAGUUGGUGAAUAUGAUGGAAGUGGAGAUCCUUCCGACCAUAUGGAGAGUUUUCGAGCUCAUAUCAUCCUUCAUGAAACUCCUGAUGAAAUCGCUUGUCGAGCCUUCCCUUUAACUUUAAGGGGAUUCCUUGCCACUAGAAGAAGAAAGAAGAACCCGGCAUAUCUAUUAUCUCUCAUGCAGGGAAAAGACGAAUCCUUGAAGGAAUAUUUGUCGCGGUUUAAUCGGGAAAAGCUGACAGUAGAGAGUACUGACGAGCAAACCAUCCUCUCAGCAUUGAUGCGUGGUAUACAAACCCAAGAACCUCUGAUGGCCGAGUUGUCAAAAAGGCCAAAAACAGGAACUUUGCGACAGUUCAACAGCAAAGCCGAGGAGUUCAUCAACCAAGAAGAAACUAUCUCGGCAUUGCUGAAAUCUAAAGCUGCCGAGAGCAAGUUUGCUGCUGAUCCUGUUAUGACAAAACCGAGAGUUAUACUCGAGAAGAAGAAAAAAGACGGUCAAAGUCUUAAAGUUCAGGAUAAGAAGAAGGAUCCAAGUUUUCGAUGGCCAGGAAGGAUGAAGUCUCCUCCCCAGCACCGCAGUACUCAGAAGUUUUGCGAGUAUUAUAACGAUCAUGGGCAUCAGACCGAGGAUUGUAUCAGUCUUCGGUUUGAGAUCGAAAAAUUUCUAAGAAAUGGGAAGUUAUUGAAUUUCUUGGCUGAGGAAAAUAGCAAAGGAAAGAAUGUUCAGGAUAUAUAG